Chiloscyllium plagiosum (whitespotted bambooshark) is the source of this 4339-nucleotide messenger RNA. Lineage: Eukaryota; Metazoa; Chordata; Chondrichthyes; Orectolobiformes; Hemiscylliidae. The record is from RefSeq and is a predicted model, not a curated record.
GGGGUUGGAAGAUUGGUUGGUUCUGGCAGUUGGUUGGGUCUCGUGCGGGCCUUUAAACCCAAGGGGAAGUGUUUGUUCCUAUUGGAGUGUUCAGUGUAGACUCACUGUUCCAGUUGGAUCAGCUGAUAAGCUACUGACAGACUUUCAGGUAUAGAAGAACCUGGCUUUAAUUGUUCAAUCGGCCUUGGCCUAGAAUAGAUGGCAGACAAUGUCAACAACUAACAAUAUAGCACAAGCACGGAAACUCGUGGAACAACUGAGGAUUGAAGCAGGCAUUGAGAGGAUCAAGGUAUCCAAAGCUGCUGUAGACCUUAUGAAUUACUGUGAGCAGCAUGCCCGAAGUGACCCGCUGAUUCUUGGAGUUCCGACGUCUGAGAAUCCUUUUAAGGAAAAGAAACCCUGUAUCAUCCUAUAGCUUUGCCCAAUGAUGGAUGAAGUACAGCUCAUUCAAAUCCUAUCAAUGAUUACCAACAGCAAGAAAUAUUCAAGUCAAUGAAUACAGGUGUCCAAAUAGAAAUGUAUUUGUUUUUUAAAAUUAUAGUUGAAUCAGUGGUUGCAAAUCUGGCAAAGGGGAUUUAGAAAUUUCAGCCAAUGAGAAUUAACUUCACCGGAUCAAGCAAGGGAGGGGUUUUAAAGGAGAACAUUUUGUUAUUGAUGUGCUUUCUAAUGUGUCUACAUUUUGACUGGAUCAUAAGUUGAUAGUUUUAUUGUUUUUGUUUGGUGAGGGUGGGGUAAAGGGGUGAAAUGGAAAAAGAGGAUCUGUCGAGCUAUACCCAUAUGAAUGGAAUUGCUUUGUGUGAACUUUGGUGUUAACUUUUGGAAUACUUAGCACAUAAUACAGAAACUGAAUUAAAUGUCUAAGUAUUUCAAAUGUAAAACCAGGAAGAAGUAAUUCAUUUCCACUACUAAUAUUUAAUGGACGUUGCAAAUAAGGACACAUUUUAUUUACUCCUGCCUUUCAGUUCCUUCAACUUGAUCAAUACUGAGUACUUUAGUUUCAUCAGCAACUUUGAUUAAUUUUGUUGAGUGAUGAGAAUUUUUCGUGAAAUAAUAUUAUUGCCACAAGCAUUUACGUCUGUUUCAAUCAAGGAUAUGUCAGAAAAUGUAUUUUAGAAAAUUUAACAUUGUUAAAUUAGUAUAGUUUGUGCAUCAAAGUUUCCAAGAAUUCAACUUUGUUUAUGAUAGAUCAGAAGGAGUUAAACUUUUUUGUGCGAAACCUUUUUGGUUUUAGGUUUUGUGGUGCAGAACUUCUUGCAGUGAACUCUAAUUUAGACUUACAACUGCCAAUUUAUAUUGAACACUGCAUAUAGUGGCAUCAGUAUUGGUUUACAAAAUUAUAUUCACAAGCUUCUAAUGUGCGUUUGGCUGUAAUGCAGAGGUGGAGAAAGACAUAAGCUCAUUUCUGAUCGCUAAGACUGUGCGGAAGAGGGAAGUGUUUUGGACCUGACCUUUUAUUUUCUACUUUCCUCUGGUGAUCCUCAAAACACUGAAAUAGCAAAACCAUAGAUGCUAACCUUUUAAGUUGCAUUAUCAACUCUUGCUUAUCUUUGGACAUAGAUGUUCUGCUUUUUUAUUGAUUAAUCUUUGACUCACUUAUUGGGAGAAGUUAUUAAACUAUUAAUUUUAUGAACUUUGGACAAAGCUGUUAAAAUCUAGAAAACACAAUCUUCAAAGAAAUCAGCAAGUACAGUAGCAUCUCUCUAAUUUUACUAAAUUCUAUUUGAAAUACAUUGAGAACCCUUUUUCCAGUGCAAAGCUCUUGGCCAGCGCAACCGUGUUUACUUCCUGAAUUCACAAGAAAACUACCAGAAUAGAAUCCCCAGAACCAUUUGUUGAAAGCAAGGAUGCAUCCUGGCAGAGUGAUUUAAAACCAACAAAUAGAUUAACAACAGCCUGUUUCUGCACAUGCAAUGUGAAAUGGGAAAAUACUAGUACUGAUUUGAGAUUUCACGCUCUACUUUCCUCACUAACAACAUAGAAAAAUUUUUUCAGUUCCUAAUUUGAAAGUGUAAUAUUUAUGCAGUGGUAGUAGUUGCAGUUAGUUUGUUGUCUUGUAUCCUUUAAUAGAGAGGUUUUCCUACCAAUCACAACUGCCAAAUGUGAAUAUCUGCUCAGAUAGUGAAUUUUCUAAUGGGAUAAAAAUAACUACCUGGUGAUGCUGCAUGAUCUUAAUAUACCUUCAGGUCCUACCUCAACAGGAAUAGCCUUUGCCCUACCAAUACUGGAAGGCUUCCACAUCAGGGGAAUGGACUGCUGUAGUAAGGAAAAAUUGAAAUGCAAAUUCACUGUCGCGUGUAUAUAAUAUAAAUAAUAAUUAAAAUCUUUAUGUACAUGAGUUUAUAGCAGUUAGUUCACUUUCAAGGUAUAGGUGACAAAAUAUGCCUGUGUUUAAUGUUUGCAACGUUGUCUAACCCUCCAGUCUGCAUUACGCACAGAUUUUCAUUGACCUCUUAAUUAAGUAUUCAUAUUAUAUUCACAAUAAUCUGAAUAUAAUGCUGUUAUUAUGAAACCUUCCAACUCUGUCAACACUGAACAUGUCAGUAGAGUUACUACCUCCAUGUUCAGAUGGUUGAAUAUUGCUCAGAAAUGCUAAGCUGAACCUAUUCACUUAUUCAGCUCAGAGCAGUAUUUGCAUUUGCAGAAUACACGUGUACAUAUCUGGAUUGCUUCCAUACUAGGCAACAGGGCAUUGCUACUUGAGGGAAUUUAUUUUUACGGCUUCAUUAUUAUGCCAUUUCCUACUUGUGGAAAGUACAUGGCUUCAACAUGUUGCCAUCUACAAUGACUGUGGCUGUUUAAGGUUUUGUGGGUUGUUUUUUUUGUCAUCACCACCUCUCUACUGCUUAACACCUGUGAGAAAACCCUUCUUUCCUGGAAAGAAAGAAACUUGCAUUUAUGUAAUGCCUUGAUAUAUCAUAAAAUGCUUUUGAGCUAAAAAACCCUUUUGAUGUACAGUCACUGUUGUAUCUUUGCUGUACCUAUUAUUGCAAAGUUGAAACAUAGGAUCAAUCAAUGAGUUCAUUUUCAGUGAAUUCUUAUACAUUACCAAAUUUUCUUUUUAAGGCAGAUUCUACCACGCACAAACAAUAGGUUGUAGAAAUAAGCAAUUAAUUUCUUUCUUCAUCUUUGCUACUAGCAUUAAAGAUGUUAAACAGACCACCAAGACAAAUAUUUAGCAGGGAAGAUUAUACACUGGUAUCAGAAUCUGCAUGAAUUUCCUUCCAGUAAAAUUAAUAGUAGGAACAUUGUGAUUUCUAUAACACACAUGCCAUCCUCCCCACUCUGUUUUUGCCUUUCCUGUCCUCUGGCCCGCUUGAUUAAAAAUGAAAGCAUGUCUUGGAAAGGAAUACCAGAGAAAUACUUGAAUAAAAGCUAAAUACUGUGGAUGCUGGACAUCUGAAACAAACAUGGAAUUCUGGAGAACCUCAGCAGGUCUGGCAGCAUCCAUAGAAAGAGAAACAGAGUUAACAUUUCAAGUCUGCCUUGACUCUUCUUGUAUGACUGUUUGUUAUGAUAGAAAUGAAACCUAUACAACAGAUGUUCCGAAUAGAACAUUUUAUCUAAAGUUAUUACAAAGAAACACACUAAGAGCAGCUUACUAAGCCCAAUAAUUUCUGAUAAUGAGCAAUAAUUUUCUGAUGCCUCUUUGUUUCUUUCUUUCUUCAUCUUUUUGAGACGACCUCUUCUGUAAAUGACUGCUUUCAAAGUAAUAAAACAAAGAACUGCAGGUGCUGGAUUGCUUGAGAAACCUCAGCAGAUCUAGAAACAUUUUCACAGGGUCACUGGGCUCAAAAUAUUAACUCUGUUUUUCUCUCCAUAGAUCCUGUCAGAUCUGCUGAGUUUCUGCAGCACUUUGUCUUUGUUUUCAAAAUAACUUCCUCUAUUGUUACAAAUAUCCUCCUUUGGUUCAUAUAUAACACCCCUGUUAAUGUUCGCCAGAGAUUUACAGACAAACUGAACAGUAUGAGAUAUAUGUAAGCAAAAGAUUGAAUAUACUGAGACAAUUGAAAGUUAUCACAUUAUUAAAUGUAUGAACCUUCAGAAUGGAAUCACAAGCAUUGAAGAGUUAUAUGGCAUGGAAUCAGACCCUUUGAUCCAACCAGUCCAUGCCAACCAUAUCCCAAAACUAUAUUAGCCUGCACUUGGCCCAUAUACCUCCAAACAUUUUUUAUUCAUGUACUUUGCUAAAUUUUUUGUUUAAACAUUGUAAUUGUAACUUCCUAUGGAGUUACAUUCGGCACAAACUGUGUAAAAAAAAAAAUUGCUCCUCGUCUUUUUUUAAUCUUUCUCCUCUCACCUUAAAAACAUGCCCCCAAGAAUUAAAACCCCCCAACCUGUG